Molecule: messenger RNA, 2662 nt
Organism: Ctenopharyngodon idella (grass carp)
Lineage: Eukaryota; Metazoa; Chordata; Actinopteri; Cypriniformes; Xenocyprididae
Gene: shf
Exons: 7
Coding region: 668-2065 (465 amino acids)
Molecular function (GO): phosphotyrosine residue binding
Source: RefSeq, a predicted model, not a curated record
CUUUUAUCAUGUAAGGCCACAUUAGAAAGUUUUGAAGAAUAUUCUAACACACUUCACUUCCAUUGUGCCUCUGUAACCCAGAUUUGAGCUUUUUUGCUUUUUAAGAAAAUAAGGGACAGGUGGACAUAUAACAACCUAUAAUGGAAAAAAAGAGUUCAGAAACGGUGCAGCUGCUGCAGAGUAAAAAUACUAAAACAUUUUCUUGGUUCAGGUGCUGAAUCUGUAUAGGCACAGUCUACACAGAACAAAUGGAUUCAAAAAUAUGUACACAGUCAAGUAAUAAUGUACAACGAUAGCGUGCAAUAUGCCACGAACACUCCAGAAAUCACAUCACCACUGUCACUGUGCACCGGCAAAGUUUCAGAUCCACGAGUUGAGCACAUGCAAUGACAAUGUUUUCUGCAAAAAAAAUCCUUUCUUGUGCCUUUCAAUGGCAAUUUACACCGAUAGGUGGCAGUGAGUAUUCUCAGGUAGAAUUUCCCAGUAUAUCUCAGCAGUCGCUCAGCUGUCACACACACACACACACACACGCUCGCGCGCAGGAGUCUCGCGCAGAGUUUCUCCAAACAGAAAGUGAACAGGAUCAUUUCACGCUGCCGGAGCAACAGCACUCGGACAGAGCCUGGAUAAAUCUCAUUAUCAGAGCUUUGAGCAAUGCGCUGGCAGCAUGGCCAGAUGGUUCAAGGAGCACCUGGGUUUCAAAACCACCAAAGCCCCGCCACCCGCGCCUCCGAAACCGGACUACCGACACUUCCACACCGCCGUCUCCAGUCCUCCAGCCUUCCACCUCCAGCAGCAGCCGGGCACCGGGUUAAUGUCCGCUCAGCCCGACAUCCUCACCGCAUACAAACUCCAGAAGGAGCUGGACUUCGAGGAUCCGUACACGCCGGGCGGAAACGUGCCCUUCUCCACCGGACUGAGUUCCGCGGGGUCGCCGGACGUCAAGUACGUGUCUCCGAAGCACCGGCUCAUAAAGGUGGAGACGGUCGAGCGGAGCGGCUCGAGUUCGGGCAGCAGUAGCGGGGUGACCGCGGUCAAAACCCCCAGCUCUCCACCCGCAGAGCCCGAGAACAGCAACGGCAAGCAGGAGAAGCUCAUCAUCCUAGAGGACUAUGCCGACCCCUUUGACGCGGCGGACCAGGCGGGCGGCACGCAGACGGUCGCAGAAAAGCCAACGGAGAACGACGGCUACAUGGAGCCGUACGAAGCUCAGAAGAUGAUGGCUGAAAUUCGAGGUGGUCGAGCUCCUAAAGACGGUCCGGUUCGGCAGCUACCUCUAUACGACACUCCGUACGAGCCGGAGGAGAACGGAGGAGAUCCGGACGGAUCCGGUCUGUGUUCUCGUGAGAGCAGAUUACCGCAGGACGACGAGAGGCCGCCGGAGGAGUACGAUCAGCCCUGGGAGUGGAAGAAAGACCGCAUAUCUAAAGCCUUCGCAGUAGAGAUUAAAGUCAUAAAGGAUCUGCCGUGGCCUCCUCCGGUUGGGCAGCUCAACACCAGUCCUCCUAUAAUGGAGGCGGUGGAGGCUCCGUCCUCUCCAGGACUCAACGCCACAGCGUCAGCCUGUGACCAGCACCAGCACGUGCAGUUUGACGGCGUGGAAAAGUCCCGGAUGUCUCCCACUAAAGAUCUGAAGUCUCGUCCGCUUCAGCGACACUCCAGCGGCUGCCUGGUCAACACUAAGAUGAGCUCUCUGGACCCGAGCAGCCCGAGCGUGGGCGAGCGCAUCGACCCCUCCAUGCCUCUGGAGAGCCAGUUCUGGUAUCACGGAGCGAUUAGCCGGACUGACGCCGAGUCUCUGCUGAGGUUGUGUAAAGAGGCCAGUUACCUGGUGAGAAACAGUGAGACCAGUAAGAAUGACUUCUCCCUCUCGCUCAAGAGCAGUCAAGGUUUCAUGCAUAUGAAGCUGUCCCGGACCAAAGACAAUAAGUACAUACUGGGUCAGAACAGCUGCCUGUUCGACAGCGUUCCCGAGAUCAUCCACUUCUACUCCAGUCGCAAACUGCCCAUCAAAGGAGCCGAGCACAUGUCCCUGCUGUACCCCGUGGCCAUACGGACACUAUAGUGGCAGGACAGAUGAAGCAGACGUUGAUAAACGCUGCAGAUGAGGGUGUUUAUUCAGCGUUUACAAGACCGUCAAGGAACUGAAGUGCUACUGAGAUCCCAAAGGCAAAAAGGGAGAUUCCCGGGAGCCUCGACCGUACAGAGGAAAACAGCGUUACGUACUCGGAAAUGCCUUCUUUGUGAUUCCAGACCUGUUUUCUCCCUUUUUGCUCACAUAAGUGGAUCUUUAGUCUUAGACCUGCACCCACACUUUAUGAGUCGGCAUCAUCCUCCGCUGUACAGAAACUUUAACUCCGUCGCUUUGACUUUCACCUUUGGAUGUUUAUCACACUGAUUCUCAAAACUCAAGAGUCAUCGGCUUUCUGGAGCAUUGAAACGUCACCGUUCCUAUAACUGGAAGUGAACAAUAUGGAAGCUUGUUUCCGCCACUAAAUAAAAAAAUAAAAAAGGUAAUUGUGACUUUUUAUCUCACAAUUCUGACUUUUUUAAACUCUGUUGCAUUAUAAAGUCAGAAUAGCAAGAUAUAAAGUCGCAAUUUUGACACUUUUCCUCCGAAUUUUGCUUAUAUCUCACAAUUCUGGGGAAAAAAAAGUCAAAA